ACCCUUGUUAUUGUGUGUCCGUUCCUUGGUGCAGAGGGACAGACAGGCGACAGCAGCAGACGCGGGCAGUAAACAAGCAGACGACGCCCACCAUGACGCUGGCCCUCUGCUGCUCCUGACCCCGUGACUUCCCUCACCUCACCUCCACAACACAGUCCAGUUUUCAACGCUCCCUCAAGUGAACCCCUGCAGUGGCCAGUGUUGUCCCUCCCUCUGACAUACUGGAGACCAUGGAGGGGUACAUUAGGCCCCUCCAUUCAUGAGGCUACAGUGGGAGGCCAUGUGGAGGCCAGGGUCACCCCUCACCAUGGCCACAUUAUGACCACACAGAUACUGCAACCCAUACCGUCACUUGUGUUUACAGUGUUGAUAAACCGUCCAGUUUGCCGCCUUAGUGCCAGAGCCCAGCAUGCCAUGGCGCAGCGCAACCGCCGUCAGAUAUAUGAAACAGCCUUUGACAGUAAGCCGGCCGCAUGCUACCGGCAGGUGGAGAGGAAGGGGGAGGAGGGGGGGGACCUGAUAGACCGGAUUGCCAACCACCCCAUCCUGCAACUGCUGAGCUUCCGCCGCCGGACCUCCCGCUCCUCUGCCACUCCUGCACACCCCCCGCCCACCUCCUCCGUCCUCCCCUCCACCUCUACUGACCCAAAGUUCCAGGUGGGGGUGUUCACACCCAAGGGUGGCCGGCGGGAACGUGGGCGGGGCCGGGGAGGUGUGGCACCCCGUCCCGCCCGCAGUGUGUCCACUCAUCACAUCACAGAACGCCAUGUACGUCCCAUUGCCCUCUCCAAGAGUGACGAUGAAAUCUUGACACGAGGCUCAGAUUCCUUGGAGGAAGAGGAUCGGGUAGAGGAUUAUGUAGAAGGACAAACUGCCCAGGAGCUGUCAGCAGCCCUUCAUCCAAACAGCAUGGUUGGGGAUGAUUACUUUACUCACACUGAGAAGAAGACACCUCGCAAGAAAAAGUCCCGGUCUCGGGAAAAACCAGAACUGAGCAAGUCACAAGCCAUUCCUGCCCGGCCCCCACCCCGCCCUGUCCACCUCAGGAGCCCUCCAGGAACAGCACCACUACCCUUAAAGUUUAGUAAAAAGCCAAGUGGGAAUGACAAAAGUCCUUCCAGCUGGUUCAGUCCACCCCGUCAGAAGGAUCUCAGUCUGCCUAUUAAGAAGAGUCUUAGCAAGGAGCUGACAGGCCUUGGCACUGCUGCUCCACCCAGCCAAAGCCGUGCUAGCCUCAAUGCUUCCAUGGAGGUACUCCUUGAUGCCUCUUCCCAGCGAGAGCUAAAGGGUUGCCUACUGCCUCCACCUGGUCGCCAGUUUUGUAGUGUGGAGAGUGUGGUAUCCAGCUUGGAGAGUUUGCGUAGUUCUGCCAGUGAAGGAUCCUCUGCACCCAGCAGCUACAAAAGCUCAUUGGGAAGCGACUCCUCCUUGCUGUCCCGGCCUGCCCUCAAUCUCUCUGCCCCUCACCGUUCCUUAAUACAAUCAGCAAAGUUCCAGAUCCUUUCUCCAAUAUCUGAUAAGUCACAGGAACCCUCCUCAGAAACUGGAGGAGGCUCCCAAAAGGCUUCCCCUCAAGACCUGGUUGACAUGCGGCUCAGAGCACCCCCUCUGCGUCCUGCUCUCCGCCCUCACUUGCGUCAUGACUUUAGGAACUGCCAUCAUCCACUGCCUGGUCCAGGUGGGGAGGGAGAUGUACAAGGCUCAGACAGUGGCAUUAGUAUAGAGUAUGGACACCACCAUCGGGGGGGCGGUGGGCCUGAAGUACCAUAUGGAGAUCUGCCAUUUGACAUGCCCAAACUACGACGACGGCUGGCAGCAGCAGCAGCUCGAGGAGGUGGUGGCAAGACCUCCCUCUCCUCCAGCACUUCUUCUCUUUCCUCUGGGGCGAACAGUGAGGCUCCUCACAUGCCUCCAUCCCGCAUCACCCAUCCCUCCAUAUCUAGACUGCAGGUCAGUGAAGGUCUCAGUGGCACCUCCUCCUCCACAUCUAGUGACUGGGAUAGUCGCUCCCGCUCCUCAGCAGAUUCCAGUGAUGAGCAGGGCACACCUAAACUUCGUCGAGAGGGCAGUUUAGGUAGGAAUCAGAAAGAGGGUCUGGCACUGGAUCUGGGUUGUGCUGCCCUUGCUAUCAAGGGUCAGAAAGUGGACGUGAAACUGCCUCUACUUAAACAAGGGUGGUACCAUGGGGCACUAAGUCGCACAGAAGCAGAAGCCACCUUGAGACAUUGUGCUGAGGGUAGCUACUUGGUCCGCUCCCUCCAUUUGGCUCGCCACCAGUACUCCUUAGCCCUCAAGUCUGCCAGAGGCUUCAUGCACCUCAAGAUCCAGUUUGACCACAAGACCGGCCAACACAUGCUGGGGCGUGGCACAGCCCAGUUCCCUUCCGUGCCACUCAUGGUGCAGCACUACAGCAUCUUCCGCCUGCCCAUCAAGGGGGCGGAACACAUGGUGCUGCUCUACCCGGUGAUGCACGAGACUCUUUAGUGUGUGUGUGUGUGUGUGUGUGUGUGUGUGUGUGUGUGUGUGUGUGUGUGUGUGUGUGUGUGUGCAAACAUGCACAAAAGUGUGCAAAUACCAUACCAAAGAUUAGUUGACUGACACAAGUACAUUCAUCACCUCAUCAGUGUGACAUUAGUGCUGCUGUGGUCCAGGUCAUGAGUUGCAGAGGCUUAGUGGUGCCUGAGGUUCAUGGUACUUAUGAGGGGCACUCAAAUGUGCAGAGUUUCCUGGUAGUUGUCAGGGUCAUGCUACAGUAUCAGUGCAGAUAAUGCUAUCUCUUUAGAGGACAACGAUACAUUUGCUCUGGUCCUCCUGGUACCUCUGAGAGGGUUGUGGUUCAAUCUUGGAGCUUCAAGGUACCAAAAAUCAGGGUCAUGGUGCCAUAUUUUAGGUGGCUUGUCACACCAUAAGCUCAUCAUGUCAUAUUUACUAAGGUAUUGUGCCAAGAUCCAUGGAUUGUGGUGUCUUAGAUGUUGCUGCACCAUGUUCAUGGAUUAUGGAGGUGUGUGGUGCUGCUUUUCAGUGCCCUGCUUCAAGGCUUCCUUGCUCUCGUAUCAGGUCAGUGGGAUACUUAAUUUGUGUAUAUUUAUGUAAAGUGAUUGGUUUUAAGGGGUAGCUAAUCUAAGAGUGAAUAAAAUAGAAAAAAAAAAUAAUGAUCACAUGUAUUAUAUUGCAAGACAGUGAUGCAAAAUUUUUAAGUAUUGCAGAAACAUAUGUACUUCCAAGGUUAAAAACUGUGCCAAAUGAAGCAAUUUUCUCAAACUUUGGAUCAUACCAUAAAAAUAAAUUGUACAGUAGAAGUGCCAAAGCAAAGCUGUUAGGCUAAAUGGUGCCAAACUUGAGCAGUCAAAACAAAGAGCAAAAUAGUGUCACAUGAAUGUAUACCUUAGAAAGCAUUCCAUAAAAUGUGAUCCUGUACAGGUAGAAUCAGUGCCAAAUAUGAGGUAGCUCAAGAAGGAGAACUAAGAGAAUGGUGUCAAGUUCAAGGAAGUCUUCAUAAAGAGGAACAAUGUGAAUUGCAACACGGAAUAAACAGUACUAGGUGGACUGGCAGACUAGAGAAAAUGAACACUCCACAAUGAACAAUACAUGAUCAAGAGUGUAAAAUAUUUCGGUCCUAAUUAUUUGUAUGUAUGAAAUAAGGACUUUCCACCUUCAGUACUUCAUUAUAUUUUACAAUUUCAUAAUCAGAUUUCAGUUAUUUUAAAAUUUAUACUGCUAUUCUCACACCACACUGUUAGAACCUGAUGUCAGAUUAUGAAUAAUGUUGCAAAGUACUGAAUGAACCAUCCAAGGUUAACCUUGAGCUUCCAAUACAUUUACAUAACCAUGUUUUAACCUGUAGCCCUUUUCUUAGAUAUUUCAGAACCAUAAGUAAACCAUCCAUUAUCAACUUUGAGCUUCCAGAACCUAUUUAGGACCAUGUUUCACCCUUAGUAUUCCCUACCAAUUGGCACCUUCUUCAUAUAGUCAGUCUCUGAAUGUUUCAUUUUCCUUUCACAUCUAAGCUUCCAUAACAUAGUGCCACUCAUUUGCUUAGGGCUUGUAGGGCAUCUUGGAGAUUCCUGGUUUUCCAUAGUAAAACUUCCAUUCAAUAAUGUAAUUGUAUGACCAUAACUUUUCAUUACCUAUAUUUCAUUUUUCAUUUUAAUUUAUUUUAAUAUACAGUGGAACCUCUGUUACUGAAUGCCUCCCUUUUCAAACUUUUUUUUUUUUAACUCAUUAUUGCUUUGGUUGUUUGAACAAAAUUACUUGAUUUUGAAUAUUAAGACAUAGCAAAAGCUGCCAUUUAUUAUUAAUUUAUAGUUUCUAUAAAUAUCUACUUUGUUUUUUAUAUACUUGCAGGAGAGACAGAGUGUAAAACAGUAAUGCAAUCUUUGAAAUAAGGUAAAUGCAAUCCCACUGAAAACCCUCAAUGUAAACAAACAUUUUUUUGGCACUCAAGAGUAAUCCCAAGCCACCUGUGGCUCUCUCAAUGACCUCCAGUGCCAUCACUACUGCACAACUGCAUUUUUCCAGUAGCUUUUCCCAGAAACAAGAUGUCUAAGUGUCAUGAUCACCUUCAUUUUGGCAGUAAGUGGGUUGCUCCUCUCUGUGUCCUUCUGUAAGGCUUUCCUUACUAGAUUGCUGAUGAGCUCUUGUGUCACUAAGUUCAUUCAUUACAUCCUUUCUAGAUAAAUAAUUUGUGAGCCGGAGAUGUUGUGAAGUAGCCAUCUUGGCUGUGGAAGCUGCUAAGACAGUGUAGACUGGUGUCUGGGAACAAAUUAAUCCAUUUUACAUUGAUUCCUAUGGGGAAAAUAGUUUUGUUUUUUUAACAUUUUGGAUUUCAAACACCAUUCAAGAAAAAUUAAG
This is a messenger RNA of Scylla paramamosain (green mud crab), 4851 nucleotides long. RefSeq lists its product as uncharacterized. Lineage: Eukaryota; Metazoa; Arthropoda; Malacostraca; Decapoda; Portunidae. The transcript has 9 exons. Bases 319 to 2484 code for a protein of 721 amino acids. The record is from RefSeq and is a predicted model, not a curated record. Gene Ontology annotation, molecular function: phosphotyrosine residue binding.